Messenger RNA from Racocetra persica, 225 nucleotides. The record is from the annotation of a GenBank genome assembly. Lineage: Eukaryota; Fungi; Glomeromycota; Glomeromycetes; Diversisporales; Gigasporaceae.
GAUCCUAUGAAGUUUGGUGUCCAAAAGAACACUUUUCACGAGUUUACUCGUGGUUCCUUCUUCACCGUGGAGAUCUUUCUAUACUCAUUCAUCCAUUGACCAAAGAAGAAACUAAGGAUCAUACGAAUCGAGCUACUUGGAUGGGAGCAUCUGUUCCGUUGGAUGUUAAAUGGAUGCCACCGGUUUUAAAUAAGACUCCUUUACAAUAUCCAGAAUUGGGCUUAG